AUACCAGAUAUGUAUUAGAUUAUGUCACAUGAGUGCAGUUCAAGAAACACGAGUCUUAUCUUCUAACUUCUCAUUUUCAACAUGCUUCCAGACCUUUUGUCCGCUUGCCUCGGACUUAUCUUGCUUUGCUGGUUCGUCUCAGCUGAGCCACUGAGAUUCAAGGAUGGCAAGUUUAGAAUAGCCCAGUUCACGGACCUGCAUUACGGGGAGGAUGAGUUUACACCGUGGGGACCAAUACAAGACAAGAACUCUGAUCACGUGAUGCACUCUGUACUGACAGCUGAGACACCCGACUUCGUCCUCUUCACAGGUGACACACUGACUGGUAAUAAUAUCGACUCCAACGCUACCUCAUACUGGAAGUACGUUCUGAGCCCCUGUCUGCAGCACAACACUCCCUGGGCCCACGUGUUUGGAAAUCACGACGAUCUGAGUCAGGAGAAGGGAGACAGGGUGACACUCAUGAAGUACGAUCAGACUUUCAACUUAUCUUACUCUGUCAUGGGACCUAAAUCUCUGUUUGGGGUCUCUAACUAUUUCCUCCCCAUUUACGGUGAACAUUCAGAUAAGGCGGAGGCGGUGAUAUACGCUCUAGACAGUGGAGGUGGAAAUGUAGACGAGCAGGUCACACAAGAGCAGAUCAACUGGCUUGUCACGAGUUAUCACAUCAAUCUCAAUGUGUACGGUCCAGUACCCAGCAUACUUACAUUCCACAUUCCACCACCGGAAUUCGAGGAGCUCUUCAACAAGGUGGAAUGUACCGGUUACCUGAACAACACAAUACUACCUCUGGCUAGUAAAGGACUAUACGAAACUAUUCUGUCCCUGCCAAACGUUCAUCUUGUUACGACAGGACACUACCACGAAAACGAUUAUUGUUGUCCAACUAAAAACAAACUCCUCUGUCAGGGUCGCCACAGUGGGUAUGGAGGGUACAGUACCAUAGCUAGAGGAUCCCGGAUUAUUCAACUGGAGAAAGAUAAACUUCAAACAUGGAUCAGAAUGGAGAACAAGGAUGUCCUAGAUCAUCUUGUGUUAAAAUAUGAUUAAAGUAUUUCAUACUGAUAAGAGAAAUUAAUUCAAACUUCUGUCAGAACAGAAAACAGAGAUAUUUAAAAAAAAAACACUAGUAU
This is a messenger RNA of Bolinopsis microptera, 1133 nucleotides long. RefSeq lists its product as uncharacterized. Gene Ontology annotation, molecular function: hydrolase activity, acting on ester bonds. The transcript has 6 exons. Lineage: Eukaryota; Metazoa; Ctenophora; Tentaculata; Lobata; Bolinopsidae. The record is from RefSeq and is a predicted model, not a curated record. Bases 82 to 1050 code for a protein of 322 amino acids. Gene Ontology annotation, cellular component: cytoplasm.